Messenger RNA from Dicentrarchus labrax (European seabass), 925 nucleotides. It is a transcript of the gene batf3, whose product is annotated as basic leucine zipper transcription factor, ATF-like 3. Gene Ontology annotation, cellular component: nucleus. The record is from RefSeq and is a predicted model, not a curated record. Gene Ontology annotation, molecular function: DNA-binding transcription factor activity, RNA polymerase II-specific; RNA polymerase II cis-regulatory region sequence-specific DNA binding. Gene Ontology annotation, biological process: regulation of transcription by RNA polymerase II. The transcript has 4 exons. Bases 153 to 524 code for a protein of 123 amino acids. NCBI's taxonomy places the organism in Eukaryota, Metazoa, Chordata, Actinopteri, Moronidae.
GCUGAAGUGAAACUGCAGCCGGUUUUCUGCCUGGUUUGUUUUAACUUCACUGAACUUGAUGCCCCGUCCACAAAUAACACUUUUUGUUUACUGACGGAGCCGGUGUGCAGGAUAUUCUCCUGUUUCUCUCAUUUUAAUGCACCCCUUAAAACAUGUCAGACUGUGAUUCUUCCUGCCACUCCCAUGAGAAGAAUAGCAAGAAUUACCACCUCUGUGAAGGAAGUGAGGGUUCAGAGGAUGGAGGCAGGAAGCUGAAGAGGAGAGAGAAGAACAGAGUUGCAGCCCAGAAGAGCCGGAAGAGACAAACACAGAGAGCUGACCUUCUGCAUGAGGCCUGUGAACUGUUGGAGCAGAGGAACAGAAACCUGAAAAGAGAGGUGGAUUCUCUGUCCGAAGAGCAGCGCCUGCUGACCGACGCACUCAGGGCCCAUGAGCCUUUUUGUCCCAUCAUGCACUGCUCCUUUGCCUCCUCCUCAACCUCGGCCAGCAUGCAGCCUGACACCAUGGCAGCCCGCUCGGUCUGAAGCAAGUAAUAAUGUUUCUGAGCACAGUGAUCAGAGUAACUUGUUAUUUAAAGCUACUGCUAUGUAAUGCACCAGUAAAACCCCUGGAGGGCACUGUUCACCAUGAUCAGAGAUAAAGUGGUGCUUAAACAGGCUGAGGUGCUGCUGAACUCUGGUGGCAACACUUGUAAUCACAGUGAAGAGUGUCCUCUGGUGGUUAAACCUUUUACACCCAGCUCAUGUCCAUAAAUGUAAAUACAGUCAUAGAUUUAUAUCACACUGCAGCCUAACAUUUCCUCCUCCACCUUCUGAUACAUGAAUUCUUCCAUUAGCUCAUUUGUUCUUUGCUAUAUGAGUGCAUGGCAAUUGUAACAAAGCACCAAAUACAUAUUUUCCAAAAAAUAAAAAUAAUUUAAUAAAAA